This is a messenger RNA of Gastrolobium bilobum, 1360 nucleotides long. Its product is annotated as cell division cycle 20.2, cofactor of APC complex-like. Bases 1 to 1356 code for a protein of 451 amino acids. The record is from RefSeq and is a predicted model, not a curated record. Gene Ontology annotation, biological process: anaphase-promoting complex-dependent catabolic process; positive regulation of ubiquitin protein ligase activity; positive regulation of anaphase-promoting complex-dependent catabolic process. The transcript is spliced from 8 exons. Lineage: Eukaryota; Viridiplantae; Streptophyta; Magnoliopsida; Fabales; Fabaceae. Gene Ontology annotation, molecular function: ubiquitin ligase activator activity; protein binding; anaphase-promoting complex binding. Gene Ontology annotation, cellular component: anaphase-promoting complex.
AUGUGGAAUCUUGAUUGUGAUUGGUACUCUCCCAAGAGUCUUCUCAGCAGUCCCACCCAUUAUGAUUUUCCAGGUGAUCGGUUCAUACCCAACAGGAGUUUGAUGGAUCUUGAUCAAGCCCAGAGUUUUCUCACAAAUAGGACCAAAAAAAUUCAGAAUACACAAUUCAAUGAAGUGUAUAGGCAGAAAGUGGAUGAGAAACUGAACUUGAAUUCAGAAGGGAAGCCAUUUAGAAUGUUAGUCUUCAGGGGAAGUCCAAAAUCAAGUAGAAAAUCAAUUCGUCAUAUUGAUGAGAUGCGAGAGGAAGAGGCUGCAGCAUUUCAAAACAAUGGCAAUCAACAUCAUUAUCGUAAAAUGCCUAAGGGAGAAGCAAGGAUAUUGGAUGCGCCAAAUAUUAGAAAUGAUUUCUAUACAAACACUAUAGAUUGGGGGAAAAACAACCUUCUUGCUGUUGCUUUGGGCUCAGAAAUGUUCCUUUGGAACUCAGAGAACAAUAAUGUACUUAAGUUGUUUAAAGCCACUGAUAAUGAUUAUCCCACUAGUGUUUCCUGGUCAGAGGAUUCCAAAUCUGUGGCAAUAGGAUUUAUGCAUUCUAAACUUCAACUUAGGGAUUCUGAGACUUCCAUGCCAAUAAGAUCCCUUGAAGGUCAUGGUAAAAGAAUAGCAACCAUUGCAUGGAAUGGUCAUAUUUUAACUUCCGGAAGCCAUGACAAAUCUAUCAUCAAUCAUGAUGUUAGAGCAAGAACAAAUGUGAUUUCCCGGGUAAAAGCACACAAAGCAGAAGUUUGUGGUUUAAAAUGGUCGAGAAGGGGAAAUAUAUUGGCAAGUGGUGGCAACGAAAAUCAUAUUUAUAUAUGGGACUUAUCUAAAAUGAGUUCAUCCAAUUUCUUGCAUUGUUUUAAGGACCAUUGUGCUGCAGUGAAGGCCCUUGCUUGGUGCCCUUACGAUUCAAGUAUACUUGCUUCUGGAGGUGGCACAGAAGAUAGAUGUAUUAAGAUAUGGAAUGUACAGAAGGGAACCUGCAUUUCCAACAUAGAUACCAAUGCUCAGGUUUGUGGAUUAGAAUGGAAUAGACAUCACAAGGAGAUAUUAAGUGGACAUGGUUUUAGUACAAGUGCAAAUCACAACCAACUUUGUUUAUGGAAGUAUCCAUCCAUGGCUAAACUGGGAAGCGUGGACCGUCACGCUUCACGAGUCCUCCAUCUAUCUCAGAGCCCAGAUGGACUAACAGUGGUGUCAGCUGGGGCAGAUGAGACUCUUCGCUUUUGGGAUGUUUUUGGGCCACCUGUUGCUGAUACUUUAGAGACCUCAGAUUUGGAUAAACUUUUGUCUUUGAAGAUAUCCCCAAUAAGAUGAUGGA